Mus musculus (house mouse) is the source of this 2159-nucleotide messenger RNA. RefSeq names its product RIKEN cDNA 1700006A11 gene. Gene Ontology annotation, molecular function: GTPase activator activity. Gene Ontology annotation, biological process: signal transduction; regulation of Rho protein signal transduction. Bases 125 to 1759 code for a protein of 544 amino acids. Lineage: Eukaryota; Metazoa; Chordata; Mammalia; Rodentia; Muridae. The record is from RefSeq and is marked validated. The transcript is spliced from 12 exons.
AGAUUUCAGCAGUUGGUCUGCCAACUGCCAUACCUACCUUUGGUCUUUAGUGCCACAGAAGACCAUCCAGGGAAAGGGUCUCCAUUUCAGCCUCCAGUGUAAAGGGCUUGACAACCCUUAUUAUAUGAUAAUGAGCAACCAUCAAGGAACUUCUGGACCACAUGAGUCAGAAAACUUCGUGGAUGUUCUCAACCUGCCAGAUGCAGAGAAGAAAACAGUUAACAAAAAACAGCCUUUCAUAACUCAAGUAUUCCACAAGGCCUCGGUGCCCCACCAGGACCAAGUUUGCACAUCCCUGCCAGUUACUAAGAGAGGAAUACUUUUUGGAAAUGAUCUCUCUGUUGUUUGUGAUGAUGGAAAUCUUCCUAAAGCAAUUCUGGAUAUGCUCUCCAUUCUCAACGAAAAAGGAGCAAUCACUGAAGGCAUCUUCAGGAUAUCAGGCAAUAUGUCAGCAUGCCACGCCCUAAAAGAAAGGCUGGAUUAUGGAAAAAAGGUGAAUCUGAAAAAGGAAUGUGUUCUCGCUGUGGCAUCUGUCUUAAAGGAGUUUCUUCAUAAUAUACAAGGAAGUGUGCUGACUUCUAGACUGUAUGAUAUAUGGCUUGAUGUCCUUGACCAAGAAAAUGAAGAGGAGAAACUAGCUGCAGUGCAGAGUCUUUUACAGCGUCUGCCUUACCCAAAUGUCAGCCUCUUGAGAGAACUUUUCAGAAUGCUACACAACAUAGAAAGAAAUUCUGCAGUUAACAAAAUGACUGCUUAUAGUUUAUCUGUUUGCAUGGCCCCAUGUAUCCUAUGUCUGCCUCGUUCCUGCAACUCGGGAUUAGCAAAUGAUAUCUCCAAUGAGAUUUCCCUUGUAAAAUUUCUCAUCGAAAACAGUCUGAAAAUAUUUGGAGAAAGCACGGUUUUACGUUAUGAUGCAAGCUCAGUGUCUUGCCCUGAUGUGGAGAAAGCAUCAGGUCCCCUAAACAAUAUAACUAACUUUGAUGAGAUGAAGGAUAAGGAAUAUCAAGACAACCACUGUCAAAGUGGGAUGACAUGCCCUACAGGCAACAAUUCAGUGCCCAUGAGUCCAACUGCUCCUCUUCACAAUGAGGGGACUAUAGCUUCUGAGAAACCUGUCAAAAGAUCUUUUAUAAAGCCAAUGAUUACCUGUGGCUCAACUACCAGCCAUGACAAUGUGUGUAUAACCCCAUCCCCAUCAGCACCAAACAAGGGACACCUCUUUGGAAAGUCUCUCACCAUUAUCUGUAAGGAUGGUAAUCUGCCUGCUCCAGUUUUGGACAUGCUUUCUAUCAUCGAUGCAAAAGGACCAGACACAGAGAGAAUAUUCAGAACAUUAGCUAAUAAACCAUACCUCACCUUAAGAGAAAAGCUUGACUCUGCAGAGGAAAUGAACUUGAGAGAGGAAUCUGUUUAUAUCGUAGCAUCUGUCUUAAAGGAAUUUAUUAGGAAUAUUCCAGGAAGCUUACUUUGCUCUAAUCUGUAUGGAAAAUGGCUUGCUGUCCUUGAUCAAGAAUUCCAUGAUCAAAAGAUUUCUGCUAUCCAAAGUCUUUUAAUACAGAUGCCAUUACCAAAUGUUCUCCUUUUGAGACACCUUCUCUCUGUGCUACACAAGAUUAAAGGUCGCUCUUCUAUUACUCACAUGACUGCUUACGCUUUAUCAGUUCGCAUAGCUCCAAGUAUGCUUUGGAAUCCUUCUCUCUCCAACUCAGGGUUUGGGAAUGAUAUCUCACAAAAGAAACGACUGCAGAAGGAGACUUGACAAGCAGCAACCGGAUUGGCCAAAUAGCUUCUGGAUGGAGAAAUUUUUUUCUCAGCAACUGAAUACUUGAAUCCCCAGGACUACAUUGAAUUCCAUUUCUCCUUCACUUUAUUGAUUAUUCCACUAAGACCCCUUUUUAUUAUUUAAUAUAACCAGCUUUGUCAGCAUUUGAAGGAAUUUGUUUGGAUUUUUGCUUCUGUCCAGAAAUGAGAAUCCCACCCCCAAAUAACAUGCCUCUGUCAACCAAUAGAGGCAUCGGGUUGAUUCUCUUAGAUUGUGGACUUGAGCCUUAAGUAAGCACUUCUCAGGUCCCAGCUCAUUCCUUCUGAAUGUGUCAUGUCCCCUCCCACUUACUUAUACCUCUGAAAAGCUUAUUAAUAAACAGUACUUCUGUUUCUCC